CUUUCUUGCCUCUCUUUACGGGUCAGCAGAGGAAGCCGCGAUCGGUCAGACACCGGGUCGCAUCUGAGCAGCAGGUCUGCGGUGGGGAGCAGACACCCUUUGGCAAGCUCACCGGACGAUCCUUGCUGCUUCCUGCAACGCCUCCUCAACUGCUUUGGUUUUCUUAUUGUUGGCGUUCUCUAUUUCGUUCUUCUGAGUCUUCUCCUCCCUGAGCACCAGGGGAUGGGGGAAUGAUCAGCACAGACUACCCUGCACCGCCGCCGCCGCCUCCUCCUCCUCCUCUUCCUCCUGCUCCUCCUGCUCCUCCUUCGGUCGGUCUCCGUGUCCCCUGACAAUCGUCGGAGCUCUGCCCAGGAUGUGGGCCCCGCUGCCCGGCCAAGCUGCGGUGUUUGCGGCCCUCUUGGCGCUGAGCACCUGCUUGACAGGAUCUCAUCUUUGCCCCCGGAGUUUAGACUGUGCCCGGGCAAGACGACACUUCUGCCAGCCAGGAAGCUCACAUUGUGGCCCAUGCCUGCGCCCUCUGGUGGAGAACUCCCAUGGCCAAUGUGUGAUCAAGAGGAGGCAUGCUCCUCAUUCUGCACAGUUCAUUAGAGGUAAGAUGAGCACUUACCCUGAGCUGGAUGAGGAGAUCAACUUCCUGUCUGCCAUCAUCAGUGAACAGAGAACUAAGUCCAGGCUGCCAGCUCCACCCUCCCAGGAUGUUUCUAAACCCAAAUCCAAGCAGCUCAGUCAGCCCAGCAACACCCAAAGAGCAUCUAUCACAGAGCAGCCCACGAGCCAGAGUGUCCCGUUCACAAGAAUGGAUCCACCCACCAACACCACAAACCACACUCCGACUUUGCUCGGCAAUCCCAUCAUCCUCCCCUACUCCUCUAAUGACCACGUCUUCAUCAUCGUGAGUAGCAUCUUCAUCGUGGCAGGUUCGCUGGCUUUGAUAGCGGCAGGGGCCUGUUGGGUCAGACUGCAGAAAGGCGUGUGUCUAACUCAGAAGCUGGACUCCCCUGCAUAUGGACUGAUCAGAGCCCAAAGCUUUGAAAAUUUGCCUGGGGACAAGAAGCUGGCCCACAGUGCCCAGAUGUAUCACUACCAGCACCAGAAGCAGCAGAUGCUUUCCCUGGAGAAGCACAGGGAUGAGCCGAAGAUUCCUGACUCAGGAGCAUCCACAGAUGAGGAGAACGAUGACGGAGAUUUCACAGUGUAUGAGUGUCCUGGAUUGGCACCUCUCAUUCAACUAUCCCUGAUUGGCCAAAAAAAAAAUCAAGUAAAUGCAGCUUUGACAGGGGAGAUGGAAGUGAAGAACCCGCUGUUUGAUGACUCCACCCUUUACCUUCAGAGGUUCCACAAGUAAACCUGGACAUUCAAAUUUUGGCACACUCCGAAUGCAGCACUUGUGUGUACAAAUAGUUUAAUUUACACACAUACACACACUCCACAUACACUGCUGUGUUCAAUCCAGUCCUUUUAAUGGGCAGGAUGAAGAGUGUGAGGUAAAUGGAGGAGGAAGAGGAGGAGGAGUGAGGCAUUCAUGGAAGUUUAAAGGACGUCACAAGGCUGGUUUCUUCUUUGAAGCUGGACUGAAUCUGGGACCAAUGUCUCCCAUUCUACAGGCACAUUCUCUUUUUUUUUUAUGUCAUUACUCUUUUUUCCCAGUUUUGUUUACAAAAUUACAAUUAGCCAAUAUCUAAGAACUCAGAAUGGCUUCUGUCAGGUAGCAGUAACACAUAUUGAAUAUGAUAUCCUUUGUUAAUAGAGAAUAGCCCUGUGCGUAGACAGUUUUCUGAUGCCGCUGAGCUACAACUAAGAAUUUCUGUCAGUUAGUUGUUAGGUCUCCACGAAUAUCCGUGUUUACUAAUCAGUAAAUACUCCUUAAUUUAUUAUGUUCUCAUUGCAAGCUUUGGUUUUAUUUAAUUAUUUUUAAAAAGAAUUUUUAAUAUUUCAAGAACACACCUCCAUGCAGCACCGUGAUCUGUUAUGUAGCCAUUGUGCUCUCAGUCUAGUUGCUCUAUGCAUGAAUUGAUGACGCUUUGUAUAAAACAUGAGUUAAUAUGCAUUUACAGUUCUUACAAGUUUCUUGUGAAAACUUGCUAAUGAUAAUUAUAUACACAAUUAUAUAUAUAUAAUUUUUAAUGAUUUCAAAGGACUUUGAAACUUCUUUACCUAGAACUCUGAAACAGAGCGAGGUCAUCCUGUAUACUGUAUAUGGUAUCUGACUAACAUGGCUGGUCCCCAUGGUUUUGUGAUCUGUAUAUAGCUGGUAAUGUGUACAGGAAAGAGAUCUUACCAUGCACUCAGUGUGCUUGUACACAUGUUCCUCUAGAUUCCCGAGUACUGUGUCAAAUAUUGAGCUGUUUGUUUCCUUAUCAUUGACUAUAAUUGCAGGGUUCCUACACAUGUGGAAAGGACAGAAAAGUAGUAAUGUUCAGGUUUUGAAAACAUAUUAUACCCAUUAUAUGUGUUGUGCAUAGUAGUUUUCAACUGAAAUGUAAUAGUUUUGUAGAUUAAGGGGAAAGCAGAGAGCAUCCACACACUAUAACAUAGCCCCUAAACUUUUAUUAGAAGUGAACAGGAAAUGUGUCAGUCCUACCAAGUCUUCUUCACACAAAACAUGACAAAAAGGUAAGGUCUAUGUUGGUAUGCAUUACAUCAUGCUGACGUCAAGGACAGCCAAUCAAGCAAAAUGAUUUAGAUAAAUACUUUUAAUAUGACAAGACACAUUUUCAUAAAACAAUAUGUAUAUUAAAUAUAUUUGAGAAUAUUUCAAAAAGAGGGGUCACAGCCUAAUAUCACAACAUUGUUCAAGAUGAUAGACCCCACGGGCUAGAAAAUAAUGGUAAGGGAGACAAAAUUCCCUCAGAAAUGUAGGGCAUACAAUCAUUACAGUUACAAGAGGAGCAGCCACAUUUCUAAUAAAAGUCUGUGACUCUUAAAUAUGUGGAAGUUGCCAAUUUGAAAGUUAAAUUUACUAGAAUAACAUCCAGAUUUGCUUAUAAUAGGCAGACACGGCAACCCUGGCCAGAAACCAUAGUAGUGAUGCACCAAUCAGGAAGUCCUCUAAUUGGUAGAUUUCAGCAAAUCAGAUGUUCCAUCCCUGUAGUACUUUGACCAGUUUUACAAUACCUACUUUGAAAAAAAUUCUGCCACUAUGAAAAUUAUCACAAAAAAUUCUUUAAAUAGAAUCUUUUCAUUAAAAUUUAGCUAUAAUCAGGAUAUAAUUCAAAUAUGUUAGUACAACUUGCAAUUCAUUAUUGAAUUCAAUACCAGAAAAAAAAAAAAUUCAGAUUUUUACAUUUUAAUUUUGUCACACAUAAGUCGCAAAAUAAAAAAAA
This is a messenger RNA of Xiphias gladius (swordfish), 3326 nucleotides long. RefSeq names its product neural proliferation, differentiation and control, 1b (gene npdc1b). Gene Ontology annotation, cellular component: membrane. NCBI's taxonomy places the organism in Eukaryota, Metazoa, Chordata, Actinopteri, Istiophoriformes, Xiphiidae. The transcript has 10 exons. The coding region runs from base 356 to 1348 and encodes 330 amino acids. The record is from RefSeq and is a predicted model, not a curated record.